Molecule: messenger RNA, 471 nt
Organism: Brugia malayi
Lineage: Eukaryota; Metazoa; Nematoda; Chromadorea; Rhabditida; Onchocercidae
Exons: 6
Coding region: 1-471 (156 amino acids)
Source: RefSeq, a predicted model, not a curated record
AUGAAUCGAUGGGAAGCAUAUCAGUACAGUCCCACUGCUGUCGUGCAAAAUCAAGUGACAAUGCAGGAUAGUAAGGCACUUGUUGAACGUGAAGUCUUCCAGCACGCUACUGUUGGCAACUUCUUGGGAUCCAGUAUUGAAGGGUCAGGUUCCGGUUUUAUACGCUGUCUAUAUACAGCAAAGAAUACAAUAAAUGCAACCGUCACAUUGUUAUGUGAUGUCAAUGCUGGUUGCUGUGAGAGAGGUUGCUGUCCUCAAGAUCUUUUCUGGAUGGCUGGAGUAUUUAUUCUCUUAGUUUUCGUGCUUUUGGUGUUUUUCAUUGGCGCAUGCAUCGUAAUUUGUUGUUAUUGGCGAUCGAAAAGGGAGCAACGUAGGGAAGCUUAUGAAUAUAGCAUAUAUGGCUCUCAGGUCGGCAUGUAUCCAGAUGGAUGCAAUUCUUAUACAAGCCGAUCUGUCUAUCAAAGGUAUUAA